Messenger RNA from Astyanax mexicanus (Mexican tetra), 2455 nucleotides. It is a transcript of the gene wars1, whose product is annotated as tryptophanyl-tRNA synthetase 1. Gene Ontology annotation, cellular component: cytoplasm. The record is from RefSeq and is a predicted model, not a curated record. The transcript is spliced from 11 exons. Gene Ontology annotation, molecular function: ATP binding; tryptophan-tRNA ligase activity. NCBI's taxonomy places the organism in Eukaryota, Metazoa, Chordata, Actinopteri, Characiformes, Acestrorhamphidae. Bases 194 to 1615 code for a protein of 473 amino acids. Gene Ontology annotation, biological process: tryptophanyl-tRNA aminoacylation.
UCACAAAAAAAGAUUCUAAAUACAGAUAUUACAGUGUAAUGCAGGGUUUUUAUAGUGAGAUUUAGCGCGUUUGGAGAUUACCUGUAGCUACUUACGGCGUUAGGGGGCUGUAGGUCGGUUGACAGACAGCUGUGAUUCCUGUGAAGUUAAAGCCACGCAGUUAUCACUGUAACAGGAGGCAGCCGUGUAGAAGAUGACUGACUGUCAGGAAGAUGGGUCUCCUGAUCUGACCCCCAUGGAGCUUUACGAGAAACUCGGUGCACAAGGUGAUAAAGUGAGAGGUUUGAAGUCAGAGAAAGCUGCUAAAGCUGACAUUGAUGCUGCUGUACAGUUGCUGCUGAAACUUAAAGUAGACUAUAAAAAAAUCACUGGUCAAGAUUACAAGGCUGGUUGUCCACCAAAUGGCAUUGAGCUAAAUAGUACAGGACCAGCUGUAGAGGAUGGAGAUGAUCAAGUGGACCCCUGGAACGUGUCCACCACCAACGCCAAAGGAGUGGACUAUGACAAGCUCAUUGUGAGAUUUGGAAGCAGUAAGAUUGACGAUGAACUGAUCAGCAGAAUAGGCAGAGUCACCGGGCAGACCCCUCAUCGAUUCCUCCGCAGAGGAGUCUUCUUCUCACACAGAGACAUGCAUCAAGUCCUGGACGCCUACGAGAACAAGAAGUCUUUCUUUCUCUAUACGGGAAGAGGACCUUCAUCAGAAGCAAUGCAUGUCGGCCAUCUUAUCCCGUUCAUCUUCACCAAAUGGCUUCAGGACACGUUCAACGUGCCUCUGGUCAUUCAGCUGACUGAUGAUGAAAAGUACCUAUGGAAAGAUCUGACCCAGGAGCAGUGUCAGCGCUACGCUGUGGAGAACGCUAAAGACAUUAUCGCCCUUGGAUUCGAUGUCAACAAGACCUUCAUCUUUUCAGACUUGGACUAUAUGGGCUCAAGUCCAUCAUUCUAUAGAAAUGUAGUGAAAGUACAGAAGCAUGUGACAUUUAACCAGGUUAAAGGCAUCUUUGGAUUCACAGACAGCGACUGCAUUGGUAAGAUCAGUUUUCCUGCAAUACAAGCAGCCCCUUCUUUCAGCAGUUCCUUCCCACAAAUCUUCAAUGAGAGGAAGGAUUUGCAGUGUCUUAUCCCCUGUGCCAUUGACCAGGACCCCUAUUUCCGCAUGACCCGAGACGUAGCUCCUCGGAUAGGCUACCCCAAACCUGCUCUGCUGCACUCCACCUUUUUCCCUGCCCUGCAAGGAGCUCAGACCAAGAUGAGCGCCAGCGACGCUAACACUUCUAUCUUCCUAACAGAUACACCCAAACAGAUCAAGAACAAGGUCAAUAAGCAUGCAUUCUCUGGAGGAAAAGACACAGUAGAGGAACACAGGAAGUACGGAGGAAACCCAGAUGUGGAUGUGUCGUUCAUGUACCUGACCUUCUUCCUUGAGGAUGAUGAGGAGCUGGAGAAGAUGAGACAGGAUUAUUCAAGUGGAGCUCUUCUGACUGGUGAAUUGAAGAAACGUCUGAUUGAGAAUCUUCAACCCAUGAUCGCAGCCCACCAAGAGAGACGCAAGCAAGUUACAGAGGAGAUGGUCAAGCAGUUUAUGACUCCACGGAAGCUGGAUUUCAACUUCUAAUUUAAAUGUACAAAUGUGGAAGAUGGACAGAUCGUAUUUUAGGUAUUGUGUAAUACCUAAAUGGCCAUAACUCACAACCAUCAAGGACCAGUGCUAUAAAAAUGCUCAGUAAACACAUCCAACAUUAACUCAUGUCAAAUAAAAUGUGAAUACUAACUAAUCUCAGUGUGCAAAAUGUGGAAUUCAUAUAUUUCAGUUUUGUAAAAAAAAAAAAAAAAAAGUACACACUAUUGUAUUUUGUCAAUGUUUUUAAAAAUGUCACAUGCAAUAUAAUAGAUUAAAAUAGCACCCCAUGCUAUAAUGGUCUUGUCCGUCCCAGAAAGGAAAGCAUGGUCAAACUGACGAAGAUGGGAUUCACAAUAGUAUGAAAAGGUUUGGGCACACCUGAUCAUUUUGAUUAUUUGCCUUUAUUAAUCAUUAUUUGUUCGUAUCAGCAAAUUCAGUUAAAUACAUCAUAUAGCAGAUGAACACUGGUCUAGCUUUAGCAUACCUCAAGCGACUCUGUUUGUGGCGUGUGCUCAGAAAAGUCUUUUUUUGCAUUUCCCUCCCAUACAGCCUCUCUUGUGCAGUGCCUGAUGAGACUUGUACAAGAUGCAUGCAAAAAAAAAAAAAAAAACAAGCAAAAUUCCAAAACGCAUUUCUGUCAAAAUGCAUCUGUAAAAAAAAACACUUGUUUUCUAAGUAUACUGCAGUUCAUCUAAUUAAUCAUGACUAAUAAUACUGUCUGUAAUUAGAUGUAAAGUUGGGUCAGUGUUUUUUUUAAACACUGGCGAUGUCCUCGAUAUGCUUUAAAAAUUAUUUUGUUGAUAAUCAUUAAUCAUACCACAGCAUUAUAACGUU